UAUCAAAAUGGACGACACAAUAGAACUUCAAAACAGAAUCCUGGCUCUCAAAGUGCAAGAAUGCAUUACAAACGAAAAUAAAGAAAUGUUAAUCAGUCUGUUGGAAGACAUGUCAAAAGACAAGAGAAAAAUAAUUGCGGAUCACGAAAUACAAGGAAAAUCAGCACUGUUUCUUGCUUGUGAAUUGGAGGAAGAAGAAAUAGUUAAAUACCUGGUUGAGGAAUGUGAUGCUGAUGUUGAGCAGAAAGGGUUGAUAGACGACGUCAUGUAUAAUGUUCAGGUAACACCACUAUGGAUGGCAGCCGAACGUGGUUCUUUCGAUACCGUCAAAUGCCUAAUUGAAAAUGGAGCAAGUUGUAAUAAUAUGUCACAAGGUGGACUCUCACCAUUGAUGGCAGCAUGUCAAAGUGACAGUGCAGAUAUUGUAUAUUUCCUUUGCAAUCAUGGCGCAAAUGUCAAUAAGAUUUCCGAGGCAGGGGAUACUUGUUUAAGGAAAGCCGCCGGUAACCCUGAACUUUGCAAAUUUUUUAUAUCCCAAGGAUCAGAUGUCAACCAGAGAGAAAAAGGACAGUAUCCUAUCCUUCAUCUAGGAAUAAAAAGCAAACAUCUGGACUCUGUUAAAGAAAUGUUACGAGCGGGAGCAGACCCAGAUGCAGUUGAUUUUGAAGGAAACGACGCCUUACAAUUUGCAGCCAUAGUGGCUGCUGUGGAUAUUGUUCAUUAUUUAAUUGAAAUGCUAGAGUAUGACACAGAGAGGAUUUCUAAAACCUACAAAUUACUGGGAGCAUGUGCUAUUGCCAAAGAAGAUAUCAACACUGGAGUUGAACUCUGGCAAAGGGAUAUUGAGUCUGGGGGCUCAGAGGUGACACGGGAAACUCCAUUAAACGCUAUUUACAGAGGAGUCACCGAACCAAAAACAUUGUCGGAUUUGAAGGAGUUAAAAAAUUGCAGCAAUGACUUAAGUCUGGCUAGCUUGAUUGUAUUAGAAAAAAUACUAGGAAAGACUCACGGUGAAACAAUCCAUCAGAUAUUAAUGUACGGAACCACUUUGUCUUAUGACGAGAUUGGGGAAGAUUCAACAAGAAUUAUCUUAUACGCCUUUGAUUUACUGAGAGAAAAACACUCUGGACUUCACAGAAUGACAGAAUACGCAUUGUCUCAGGUUGUACGCUGUUUAUUUGAUAUAUAUCGAGAGAGUAUUAUUGAUGAAGAUAUCGAUACACUGUCUUUACAUCAAUUACACUUAGACGUAUUAUCACGUAUUGUAGACUUUGUAGCCAAAAGCCAGACUGAAAUGGAGAACAACAACAGCAAGGAAAAACAGUACAUGUUUACUACUUUACUGGAAAACACACUGAAUAUAAUCUUUCUGUUCUCGGGAAGAGAACUUAGCGAAGACGAGGAUGGAAAGUUUGAAUCAUUGUUGUACCGCUUAGUACGCGCAAACCCACACGACUGGGAAAAUCGAAGCCUUCUCCAUUUAGCGCUCUCGAGAAAGCUUGAUAGAAAAAUAAUAUUUUUGAUGUCACAAAAUUGGAGAAAUUGGUAUGUCUAUUUAACGGAAGUUUUGUUACUCCAUGGUGUUGAUGUUAACGACCGCGACAAUGAAGGAAAUACACCAUUCCACGUUAGUGCUGAUCUAUAUACGCAAAAUUGUUUUGAGAGUGAGAUCAAGCUUUUUCUUGACGCAGGUGGUCACGUGGAUGCGGUGAACAAUAUUGGUAAAACAGUUCUGGACUGUCUGAGAGAAAACGGCAAAACAGUGUGUGAAGUUCGGUAUACGUCUUUAAAAUGCCUAGCAUCUCGGGCAGUAGUUCGGUAUCGAAUUUCACUUCCUCAUAACAUUCCAAAACAUGCAUUGGAUUUGCUGAAUAUUCACGGACUGAAAGCAGAGUGAAUCAAUCACCAAAGAAUGACAGAAGGUAUUAAUGAUGGUCGGAGCAUCCAUUGAACUGGAUCCCGCUCCUUAUCGACACUUUUUAUUUUUCAUACAAUAAAUUUACUCUUUCCCCAUUACUAAUUGCUUACGAUGACAUUCUAUUCAGUAUCGGAAAUACCAAUGAUUUGUGGAUUUGAAUUUUUCGACACAAUAUCAAAAUAUAUUUGAGAGUCGAAACUUUUUCCAUUGCUUUUACCAUAACAAAAUUUCCAAAUCUUCGUCUGUUGCUCCUACACAACACUAUAUUUCCCUAAAGAAAUUAUGUACCUAAUGUAUAUACUUAAGUCCAUGUGACAAUCGAAGAAUUUCAUUUUUCUCUUUUUGUAAAAUUUUUAAAAAUCUGUUACAUCAAUAAGUUUAAAACGCUGCAUUGCAUUUUAUGCAAUAUUGUUUGAUCAUUUUCAAUCAUUUUACUGAAAACAACUAUAUGUAUGUACAACAAAGAACUUGAAAUCAAA
Saccostrea cuccullata (small rock oyster) is the source of this 2397-nucleotide messenger RNA. RefSeq names its product protein fem-1 homolog A-like. Bases 8 to 1897 code for a protein of 629 amino acids. The transcript has a single exon. NCBI's taxonomy places the organism in Eukaryota, Metazoa, Mollusca, Bivalvia, Ostreida, Ostreidae. The record is from RefSeq and is a predicted model, not a curated record. Gene Ontology annotation, molecular function: protein binding.